UAUAUUUAUUUAUUUAUAUAUGUUUGCGGUGAGGAGAAGCAGAAGAAUAAUCCCCGGAUAGAAGUGUAAACAAGCAGGCUGUAAAGGCGCGGAACACAGACGGUGGAGAGAGGGAAGAAGGUGACUGAAUCUGCGGGCUGAGGAGUGGGAUCAGCGCGACACUGAUCCAGGGCGUUGAUGAUCGGACAUACGGUCAGCUGUGAGCGACACCAUCCAGCAGUCGAAUUGGUGGAAGGGAUUUAAAAGACUCGUUAUUGACUGAAAUAGCCAAGAAAAGGAGGGACAUCCAGCUGCGGUUUGCGAAAUCCUCGUCCACAGCCCUGUUUUUAUGAACAUUUCAGUUUGCUUUGUUCUCCUGGCCACCCAGGAGAGCCGGUGCAGGAUUAAAUAUCUACACUCCAUCAACGGUGAGCACUGGAGCGCCCCUUAAAUCUCUUCCCAGGGCAUUACAGCGGAGUAAACUUUCCCAAGUAAUUUCCUUAUCUGCGCACUGAGGAAGCACUCCGAUAAACUCAGCACAAUUCAUGUUUCUCCAAGGAGUCUGAACAGAAGAGAACGUGCCUGCACCACUUCAACGGUUUUCACAGCAACAUCAGGAAACUUGGGAGGUGAAACUCUGGCUUUGGACAUAGGAUGGGGAACAAAAACACCAUUCCACCCAGGAGUCCUGAAGGUGGGAUUACUCAAAAAGAAGAUGCAUCGCUGAUCAACAGUGCUACAGAUGAAGCUCAGAGAACCAGUCCAGAGCUGCUGGCGGCCCUGCAGUCCCUGGGAGAAAACGAGGACUACACUCUGCUGCCUCACUCCCUGCACCAGAUUGCAGAGACGUACUCCCUGAAGCAGGACUACCGUUGGGCAAUUCAGUUUCUACAGCUGGAGAAGCUCUACCAUGAGCGAUUGCUCUCCAAUCUCGCCGCCCUGCAGGAGAAAUGGGAGAUCGAGUUUAAUGAGAAACGGGACUCUGAGAGUUGGAUCCCUCCUGAUGCAGACAGUAUCAGUCGGAAACAAAUUGAGAAGCUGAGCCACAUCUGCAGGACGCACCACAGGUAAACAUGAGAAAGGAAGC
Messenger RNA from Cyprinodon tularosa, 1066 nucleotides. It is a transcript of the gene cnstb, whose product is annotated as consortin, connexin sorting protein b. Gene Ontology annotation, molecular function: connexin binding. Gene Ontology annotation, biological process: positive regulation of Golgi to plasma membrane protein transport. The coding region runs from base 634 to 1050 and encodes 138 amino acids. The transcript has 6 exons. The record is from RefSeq and is a predicted model, not a curated record. Lineage: Eukaryota; Metazoa; Chordata; Actinopteri; Cyprinodontiformes; Cyprinodontidae. Gene Ontology annotation, cellular component: trans-Golgi network; plasma membrane; transport vesicle.